Molecule: messenger RNA, 2133 nt
Organism: Symbiodinium sp. CCMP2592
Lineage: Eukaryota; Dinophyceae; Suessiales; Symbiodiniaceae
Source: the annotation of a GenBank genome assembly
AUGCACCUUUUACAUUUAGCCAUUGUGCCGGAUGUCUUGGGCUCCUUGCUGUGCGACCUCAGCGAUUUGGCACCGAAAAGGGAAGCCGAGCUGCAAGCUCUGUACGAGAGCUAUCGCUCCUGGUGCGAGGAAACCGGAGUGCCGGACCGUGCUGCAAAGAGGCUCUUCAGCAGUGCAACUCUUCACCCGAACUCGAAAGAUUAUCUGAGUAUUUCCCAGAAGCUUUUAUCGGGCACGGCCGCACGGUACAGUCUAUUCUGGAUGGCUCAGCUUCUUACCCACUUGAUGAAAUGCCAUCCGGGAAACGAGUUCUAUGCGAUCCUCGGCUAUAUAUUACCGCUGUCCAAACACUUCCUGGAUGCCCUCGAAGCUGUGAUGACGACACCCCCUAAGGUCUUAGAGCUCAAAAGGAAGUUGGCGAUUGCUAAGGCUGAAAUUCUUGUCAAGAAGCUCAGCUGCUCUGAGAAGGCCAGGCACCAGGCCCUGCCGGAUCAUAUGAAGAAAGUGCUUGCAAGCAAGAACCUUUCGCUCUUCGAGGCACUCCUCAAGGAGCAUGCGUACUGGGAUAUGGGGGUAGUCCAGCUCAUGGAAAAGGGUGUUGACCUCGUUGGGGACGAGUUCCUUGACUCCGCCGACUGGAGGCGGCGGGCUCUCACAACGCCCGGCACCAGGGCUCCGGAUGCAGCUCAGCUUGCCCACCUUGAGCAGGCGUGCCAGGAAGAGGUAGACCUGGGGUUUGUCUUGGAGCAAAAGCCAGGGAAGCUUCGGCCCAUUGAUGAUGCAAAGGAAGCGCUUGUGAACAGCGCCAGUACCUCGACAAUGCGACUCGAACUUGAGGACGCCGACUACCUGUCUGCCAUGGCCCCCGAGGUCGCGCGACGCAUCCUGGCCGACCCUUCCAAACCAGGGGCCGUGCCUUGGGUCGCCAGGUGCCUCGACCUAACGAAGGCCUACAAACAGAUGUGUGUUUCCGAGCGCGACCUGCAGGUCUCGGUGGUUUUCUUUCUUGAUGAACAAGGUAAGCCUAGGUACUACGUGAGCCAUUCGCUGUUAUUCGGGUGCACAUCGUCGGUAUUUGCAUUCAACAGGGUGUCAAAAGCAAUCUCCUUUCUGUUGAACCAAUUGUUGCUUGUGCCAAGCUCCGUGUUCUACGACGACUUCCCUCUUCUGUCACCGAGCCCCACAAGUGACAGCGCCACGUGGGCCACAACCGCUCUGCUUGACCUUCUGGGCUGGGGUCAUGCCCGCGUGGGCAAAGACACUAAAGGAGUUCCCUUUGCGGCAAGCUUCGAGGUCCUUGGGAUGUCGAUGCAACUUGACGGUGUUCACCGGGGACGCCUGACCCUUCAGAACAAAGCAGGACGUAUUGAGCAGCUUGUGUCUUUGUUUCAGGGAUUUCUUGACAGGGGUGCAAUCACGGUGCAUGAGGCGCAAGUUGCCCAUGGGCUCUUGAACUUCUCUGCUGGUUAUGUGAAUGGUCGGGCCUUGCGCUUGACUUGCCAGGAGCUCCUUCGCUUGACAAAAGCAUCGUGCCCCGCUUCUCCGAAGGCGACCCGCAGCUUCUGCGUAAACAGCAUUGAGGCCCUCCGGGCGCUAAGCCCCCGUGUGCUCAGUGUGUGGGACAGCCGGGCUCCCAUACACAUCUUCACGGAUGGUGCGUGGGAGCGGGGCCGAGCAGGCAUUGGUGCCGUCAUCUUUGAUACAGCUUCGGGCAAGUCGUGGACUUAUGAGGGUCUGGUCCCAGAGCCACUCAUCCUCCGAUGGGAGGCAGAUGUCGGGACUCAGCUUAUUUGCCAGAUCGAGCUGUACGCUGUUGUAUGCCUCAGAUGGGCCCUGGCCUCCACCUUUGGUCACAGACGCUUGAUUUGGUGGAUUGACAACGAAUCGGCUCGCUAUGGCUUGAUCAAGGGCAUCUCGGACAGUCCCUCGAUGUCAUCCUUGAUUCAGGCCUUUGCACUGGCGGAUUCUAAGGCACCUUCGUAUAGCUGGUACGAAAGGGUCCCAUCUUUUUCUAACAUCGCGGAUGGACCAAGCAGAGGUGAUUCAGCAGAGGCCUUGACCGUCUGCACCAACAAGGUGGGAAUCGAUUACCCUCUUGGCGAAAACCUCAUCCGGAGGCUUCUGUCAGCUUGA